Molecule: messenger RNA, 1972 nt
Organism: Lotus japonicus
Lineage: Eukaryota; Viridiplantae; Streptophyta; Magnoliopsida; Fabales; Fabaceae
Product: 65-kDa microtubule-associated protein 5
Exons: 11
Coding region: 167-1867 (566 amino acids)
Biological process (GO): microtubule cytoskeleton organization
Cellular component (GO): spindle; cytoplasm
Molecular function (GO): microtubule binding
Source: RefSeq, a predicted model, not a curated record
UUUGAAAAACGCGAUUCUGUUUUGACAAAACUCAAAUCAAGGGAUUUUGCGUAACUCAUCAUCAUUACUACCAAUGAAUUUCAUCAACGUUCAAAACGCACGCCGUUUCUGAUUCAUCAUUUCUUCACUCUCUCUGUCUCUGCUAGGGUUUCGUUUCUUCACAACAAUGGCGGCCACGCCUCCUUCCUUCUCUCCCUCUCGCACCACCUGCGCUUCUCUCCUCAGCCAAUUGCAGAUGAUAUGGGAUGAGAUUGGGGAGAGUGAUAGUGAUCGAGACAACAUGCUUCUUCAACUGGAGCAGGAGUGCCUUGACAUUUAUCGCAGAAAGGUCGACGCCACGAGGAAGCACAAGGCUGAGUUAUGUCAGUGGUUGGCUGAUGCUGAAGCUGAACUCAUCAAUCUUGUUUCUUCCCUUGGGGAGUCUUCCUCGUUCUCGCGGGGGAAGGGCACGCUUAAGCAGCAAUUAGCUACCAUAAGACCUGUCUUAGAGGACUUGAGGUCAAAGAAGGAUGAGAGAGUUAAGGAAUUUUCAAAGAUAAAGUCCCAAAUUUCUCAGAUAUGUGUUGAAAUAGCUGGCUACGAGCAGCCCAAAAGUUCCUCAGAGGAAGUUGAUCAGAGUGAUCUGACAUUUAAGAAAUUGGGCGAACUCAAAUCGCAUCUCCAGGAUCUUCAGAAUGAAAAGAUCUUGCGCCAGCAGAAAGUGAAAAGUCAUAUCAGUACUAUUAGUGAGCUUUCAGCUGUAAUGUCUAUUGAUUUUUGGAAGACUUUAAGUGAAAUUCACCCAAGCUUGGGUGAUUCAUCAAAAGGUACACCACAGAGCAUUAGCAAUGACACUCUUGCCAGUCUAACUGGGUAUAUUCAUUCAUUAAAGCAGGAGAAGCAACAACGGCUACUCAAGGUACAAGAACUUACUAAAUUCCUGGUUGAUCUAUGGGAUCUUAUAGAGACGCCAAUUGAUGAGCAAAAAGCCUUUAACCAUGUUACUAGAUUAAUUUCAGCAUCAGUUGACGAAGUGUCAACACAUGGGUGUCUUUCUUCAGAUGUCAUUGAGCAGGUUGAGGCUGAAGUUCAGCGCUUAAAUGCUCUGAAGGCCAGUAAAAUGAAGGAUUUGGUGUUUAAGAGGCAGAAUGAACUUGAAGAAAUUUAUAGAGGUGUUCACAUGGAUGUGGAUAGUGAAGCUGCUAGACAGAUUCUGACCAGCCUUAUAGAAUCUGGUAAUAUUGAUCUGUCUGAUUUGCUUCAAAGCAUGGAUGAUCAAAUCAGACAAGCCAAAGAGCAAGCUCAAAGCAGAAGAGAGAUCUUAGAUAGGGUUGAGAAAUGGAGAUUUGCAGCUGAGGAGGAAAAGUGGUUAGAUGAAUAUGAAAGGGAUGAAAAUCGAUACAGUGCAGUGAGAGGAGCACACAAAAAUUUAAAACGUGCAGAGAAAGCUAGGAUUGUCGUCAGCAAGAUACCAUCUAUUGUUGAGAAUUUGACUACAAAAGUAAAAGCCUGGGAGUUGGAAAAAGGAAUACCUUUCUUGUAUGAGAAGGCUCCCUUGUUACAAAGCUUAGAGGAAUAUCAUGUACAACGACAGCUGAGAGAAGAAGAGAAGCGAAAAUCUCGGGAGCAGAAGAGGCUGCAGGAACAACAUGCUGUAGAGCAAGAGGCACUUUUUGGUUCCAGGUCUGCAACAAAGAAGCCUCUGGGUCAGAGCACUACUGCUAACACCAUAGUUGGGACACCAAAUGGGCGCAGAAUGCUUACUCCUUCGAGCCGUUAUGGAACCUCCGGUGGAAAGGAACGUAGAGAAAGUGUUCGAGGGAAUAACAUAAUUCCCGUGAACUAUGUUGCUCUUCCAAAAGAUGAUUCUGUUUCUAGAGGCAGUUAGGCUGCCAUAAAAUUAGACUUGUGUAAAUCAGCUUUGUAAAUGUGCUCAUUCUACAAGCUCUGUUCCUUUACUGAAACUUUAUAUUUAGCCUAGUUCGCAACAAAA